Paramecium pentaurelia is the source of this 967-nucleotide messenger RNA. NCBI's taxonomy places the organism in Eukaryota, Ciliophora, Oligohymenophorea, Peniculida, Parameciidae. The record is from the annotation of a GenBank genome assembly.
AUGAUAUUUUUGAUUAUAGUGAUCAUCUUGAUAGCAAUCAUUCUAGCUGGAUUUGUUUAUUCAUUGAAUAAGGCAGGACCUAAGAGAACUUAUAAUGUGGAUUUGACAGGCAAAAUUGCAAUAGUAACAGGGUCUUCUGCUGGUGUUGGUAAAGAGACAGCUAAGAAGUUGGCUUUAAGAGGUGCAACAGUUAUAUUUGCUUGUAGAAAUAAAGAAAAAACAUAAAUAAUUAUUGAUGAAAUAUCUAAGAUAAGUAAGAAUAAUAAUUUACAUUAUAUAAAUUUGGAUUUACCAAAUUUUGAUUCUGUUAGAUAAUUCGUAAAAGAAUUUAAAUAAAGAUUCAAUAGAUGUGAUUACUUAAUAAAUAAUGCUGGUAUUUUUAUAAUCAAUUUAUAAAAAAAUAAUUUGAAUUAAGAAUUAACAUUUGCCACAAAUCACUUAGGUCAUUUUCUUUUAACAAAUUUACUUUUAGAUAUAAUGAGUGAUAAAUCAAGAAUAAUUAAUGUAUCAAGUGGAGCUCAUGAAUUUGUGAAAAAGAUUCCUGAUUUUUAGAAAGCAAUCAAAGGAGAAUUAAGUUUGGGAAUGACCACUUAUGCAACUUCAAAAUUUGCUAAUAUUUUAUUCACUUAAGCAUUAUAAUAGAAAUUUGAUAAGGAAAAUAGAAGAAUAAAAGCUGUAUCAAUACAUCCUGGAUUUGUGAGAACAGAAAUUUAUCAUUCAAAAAAUGGGUCAAAUCGUUUUUUAAGUGCAAUUGCGAUAGUUGUAAUAGGUUUAAUGUCUUAAUUUUCAUUAAAUGAAGAGGAAGGUUCAAGAACAACUGAGUAUACAAUGUUUUAGCCAUAUGAAGAAUUAGUACCAUCAGGAUAUUAUUAAAAAAAUCAAUUAUCAAAAUCAACAAAAUUAGUGAGAGAAUGUGGAUUAGAAACAAUGUUAUGGGAUUUAAGUACUAAGGCAGUAGAUCUAUGAA